Molecule: messenger RNA, 481 nt
Organism: Paramuricea clavata
Lineage: Eukaryota; Metazoa; Cnidaria; Anthozoa; Malacalcyonacea; Plexauridae
Source: the annotation of a GenBank genome assembly
AUGGCUGUGACAUGCCACACCAGUUUCUUUGCAUUGAUUGGCAAUACUGAAAAUCCACCAUUCAGGUCUCCCAAGACUUAUUUGUUUCAGGCAUGUUUGAGUCCAGAUAAUUUAUUCAAGUUACUAGUAAUGCAAAGGCUUAUUGAAGAAGGGGGAAAUAGAGAGGAAGGUAUACUGUAUAUAGUGCAACAUACAGUACCAUUUACCCCCCCCCCAAAAAAAAAGUAACACAUGGUGACAAGACAGAAUGGAGAAUUCACACAAUUUUUCUUCAUUUAUAGGUUUUAAAGUAAACAAUCAAGAUCUUCAAGUUGUAGCAGAAUUAUCAGGAGUCUUGGAAGCUCCAGAUGAUUUUCUGUCAUUAGAGUUACGCACUUUGUUCAAUGAUUUGCUACCGGAGCCAGAAAAUGUCCAGUGUAACGAAUUUGUUCAAAAAUAUUUGUUACUUAAACAAAAAUACCAGGAUUCAAUAAGUGAAUAA